This is a messenger RNA of Argiope bruennichi, 745 nucleotides long. RefSeq lists its product as uncharacterized. The record is from RefSeq and is a predicted model, not a curated record. The transcript has 3 exons. The coding region runs from base 333 to 647 and encodes 104 amino acids. Lineage: Eukaryota; Metazoa; Arthropoda; Arachnida; Araneae; Araneidae.
ACUGUUUGUUUUAACUUGCUUAUACUAUGAUGAAACUAUGCAUUUUUAUCUAUUAAAUGCUAAUAAUCAAUUAAUAUAUUUAUAUUCAAUGCAUUAAUUAUAUUAUUAUCCUUUGAUAUUUGAUAAAAUUGCAUGAUCUGAAGUAUGUGAUUCAUUAAAUUAACAAAUUAAAUUUUUUAACAUUUCUGUCUAUCAAAUGCGAUUUUCCACUGCUGAUUUAAAGUGGUAUUGAAAUACAUCAUAAAAUUGGAUUGAAGUAGUGAGCACGUGAUCUUCAGACGAUAUAUAUUGUUAACAAGACGAUCUUUACGAUCUUCCCUUCCACCAGCAUUAUGAAGAUCUUUGUUCUGUUACUGUGUCUGGCUCUUCUCGGAGUUGCUCAAGCUCUGAGACGAUCAGAUGAAAAUUUCUUUAUGCAGCAUGGUAUUAUGACAAACUGCCGUGGAAACACGACUUUUGGAUCUUUCUCUUGGUGCACCAUGCGUUGUGAUAAUAUGAUGCACCCGUUCAAAGACUGCAAUCGGCCGUCUCAGUUGGGAUGCGUGUGCAAGAGAGGCUACAUCCCUCUCGAUGCUAAUUUGAAAAAGCUUCGAUGUGUUAAGCUGUAUGACUGCCCGAUCUGGGGAGAAGGUCGAUCUUUGUACUGAGAUGCGGCGUUGUACAGAAAUGAUUCAUUCAAAUAAAGCAUGUCUUCUGAGCAAUCAUCUCAUAUUUCAUUACAAUAAAAAUUCCUUUCUAUCAUGUG